Racocetra fulgida is the source of this 657-nucleotide messenger RNA. The record is from the annotation of a GenBank genome assembly. NCBI's taxonomy places the organism in Eukaryota, Fungi, Glomeromycota, Glomeromycetes, Diversisporales, Gigasporaceae.
AUGGUUAAUAACAAUAGUAUAGUCAAAGGAACAAAUCUAAUAAUAGAAUUUGUUUUGAACAAGGAUUUAAGCCCCAAAGAUUACGAAAAUAUCCAGUCCGUUUCACCUGAUAAUAACGAAAAAUAUGAAUAUGGCCGACCCUCUUCUCAAGAAUCGGGUCCUACGAAAAUUCAACAUGUACAAGAUCAAAUAGACAAUACAAAGAGUGAGAUUCAUAAGUCACUUUUUGAUAUGGCCAACCGAGGAAAGAAAUUGGGUGACUUGGAAGAACAAACGGGUUUAGGAUUUCUUACACAUGCUCUACUUAAUAACACCAACGCUAAAAGGAUAAUCGCAUUAGAUAAUGAUAAAGAUUGUGUUGAGAAUCUUGCGCGAUUAGCUGAAGAAUCUUCUGGCAGAUUAGAGGUUAUACAAGCUGAGAAUAACAUUGUUUCAAAAUUUGCAUCAAACAAGCUCGAAGCAAUCUGUACGUGGUUACAAAAAGAGAAACUUGCUGAUAUGCAAAUAUAUCCAUGGGAAGAAGGAGCUGGUGCAGAGUCUCUUAUAAAAAAUUUGUCAUUUGAUUCUCAAGUCCUUGUUAAGGAUACAACGGUUGAACAAUUUAUUGAAUUGGCUCAAAUUUUCGAACAAUGGCCAUUUAGGCCAGUUAACUUACAU